AUGACCAACAAUAGCCGGUAUUCGCGCCUGGAAAAUCCAAAUAGUGGCGUUCGGAAGGAGCUUGAUCCUGGCGAAGGAAAUGCGCUACGGCUCUCUGACCCUGAAGGAACGGAUAGGUCAAUGUAUGAUGAUCACAUAGACCAGGCUAAUGUAGCAUUGCUAGCAAGCGAGCUGACCAUAGAUUGUGUCUGUUACCGCAGUGAAAGGAUCUCACUUGCAAAAUUAGAAGUUGUCUAG
This is a messenger RNA of Aspergillus niger, 237 nucleotides long. RefSeq lists its product as hypothetical. The transcript is spliced from 2 exons. NCBI's taxonomy places the organism in Eukaryota, Fungi, Ascomycota, Eurotiomycetes, Eurotiales, Aspergillaceae. The record is from RefSeq and is a predicted model, not a curated record. Bases 1 to 237 code for a protein of 78 amino acids.